AUGAUAAAUGCACGAUCUAUAUCCUCUCAAAGAGCUAUAUUAAGAAACUCAAAAUCAAAAAUAUUGAGUUCUGUACCUUCAGCUAUUAUUUCUAAACCAGAAGAAAAAGAUCAUCAAUUUAAUCAUACAAGUCGUUUGUCAAAAGACAGUCCAGAUUUCAAAGAAAUAAGGCGAAGUAAAAGUAUAUACGUAUCCCCACCACGAUCCCAUAUAUCAAGAGAUCUGAGUUCUCAAAAACUACAUAAAAGAAAUUCACAGAGUAAUGAGCAUUGUCACCUAUAUGAAACUUCAGCCUCAUUAUUUUCUAACCUUGAAAAUAGUGCUUCAAAUACUCUCAGACUAAGCCCUCUCAAGCGAAAUAGACAUAACUCAAACUCAGCAGAAAAAUUGGCCUCAUUGGAUUCAAUAGUGGAUAAAUGUGAAAAUGUCAGAAGGAGUAUGAGCAAAUCUAACCUUUCAAAUGCUAUGGAAAACGCGAUCAGUUGAAAAGUACUUACUCCCCCCCCCCCCUCCGUGAGCGAACAAACCAUUAGAAAAAUCGCCCAUUUUUGACCAAAAAACCCACCCUCCGUGAGUGAACAAAAAUUUUUUUAAUAGAAAAAAUUUUAAUGGAAAAAAAUUUUGAUAUAUAAGUGAUAAUUAGUAUAAUGAAAUCUAGAGCUAAUUCUGUUUAAUUUUAAACAAAUUGCGUUUUAAAACAUAAAUUUUGCAAAUUAAAUUAAUAUUUGCUUCCCAAUUUUUGCAAAUUAGGAUUUUUUUAAAUUUCGAAAAAAAUAUUUUUUAUAAAAUUUAUAUAUAAAUUUUUUUUAAAAAAAAAAAUUAACCCCCCUCCGUGAGCGAACAAAAUUUUUUUGUUCGCUCACGGAGAGGGGGGGGGGGGGGGGAGUUAGAGAGUCUCUUGACACAAAAAAGGAAAGGCCCUAUGUAAAAUCUUACCAAAAAUCAUCUGAAGAUGAAAUGAUAAAAGAAGCUUUGGAGCUUCAAAAAAAAUUUGAGAUAGAUUUUAUAAGAAAAAAGCGGAAAAUCUGGAAAAAUUCUAAACCUGCACUUGCAUUCAAACUUGAAAAAAGUUUAAAUAAAUAUCGAAUAAAGUAA
Molecule: messenger RNA, 1095 nt
Organism: Blepharisma stoltei
Lineage: Eukaryota; Ciliophora; Heterotrichea; Heterotrichida; Blepharismidae
Source: the annotation of a GenBank genome assembly